Messenger RNA from Tarenaya hassleriana, 994 nucleotides. Its product is annotated as RNA-binding protein pno1. NCBI's taxonomy places the organism in Eukaryota, Viridiplantae, Streptophyta, Magnoliopsida, Brassicales, Cleomaceae. The transcript is spliced from 2 exons. The record is from RefSeq and is a predicted model, not a curated record. Gene Ontology annotation, cellular component: nucleolus. Bases 137 to 787 code for a protein of 216 amino acids. Gene Ontology annotation, molecular function: RNA binding.
AAAAAACCCUACACUAUAAACCUCUGAGAUUCGGGAAAGCGCUCGUUCUUGCAGCUUCUCCUUCGCUCUUUCCUCCUCACGUUGGACUUCCCAGUUUACAGAUUCAGGCUUCAAAUUCGUCACUCAAGAUAAAUCAAUGGGGGACUCUACUCAGAUGGAAGUUCAACCUGUAUCUGAACCGGGGUCAUUGCCGCCUAAGCCAGUCUUUGAGCCUUUAAAGGCUCAUGAGAUAUCCGAUGGUCGGGUUCAAUUCAGAAAGAUACCUGUCCCACCUCACCGGUACGCUCCCAUCAAGAAAGCAUGGUUAGAUAUCUUCACACCUGUCCAUGAGCAGAUGAAGAUAGACAUACGAAUGAAUCUCAAAUCCCGCAAAGUUGAGCUCAAAACCCGUGCAGACACACCCGACAUAAGUAAUCUCCAAAAAUCCGCUGAUUUUGUCCAUGCCUUCAUGAUGGGUUUUGAUGUUGUGGACGCUGUUGCACUUUUACGUCUGGACGAGCUCUAUGUGGAGUCUUUUGAGAUCAAGGAUGUGAAGACACUGAGAGGCGAGCAUUUGUCUCGGGCCAUUGGUAGAUUGUCUGGAAAAGGCGGGAAGACGAAGUUUGCCAUCGAGAAUGCUACAAAGACAAGGAUUGUGAUUGCAGACACCAAGAUUCACAUCUUGGGAGCUUUCUCCAACAUUAAGGUUGCAAGAGAUUCUCUUUGUAGUCUCAUUUUGGGAUCUCCUGCCGGGAAGGUUUACUCCAAGCUUCGAGCUGUGACUGCUAGAUUAGCAGAAAGGUUUUGAAUCAGACAAGUUUUUUCGGGAAUCUAUAAUUUUGUUCUUCUAUUGAGGGUUGCACUCAGAUUGCUGAUUGGUUCCGAGUUUGGAUGUUUGUAUGAAAUGUUGCAGAAGUUACAAGAUCUUUGAUUAUAUAGAAUCUCCCCUGUACGAGUUAUUGGAAAACCACUUACCAUUAGAUAUGGAAACUCAAAGAUGUUUUCGUUGUGCAUU